This is a messenger RNA of Colletes gigas, 11151 nucleotides long. It is a transcript of the gene dom, whose product is annotated as helicase domino. Lineage: Eukaryota; Metazoa; Arthropoda; Insecta; Hymenoptera; Colletidae. The coding region runs from base 319 to 9636 and encodes 3105 amino acids. Gene Ontology annotation, cellular component: Swr1 complex. The record is from RefSeq and is a predicted model, not a curated record. The transcript has 27 exons. Gene Ontology annotation, molecular function: ATP hydrolysis activity; ATP-dependent chromatin remodeler activity; ATP binding.
ACACCUUGUUAAGGACAGUAGAAUCGUGCAGAACGAGAAAAAAGUGUUGUAAAUUGGAGUAUACCAAUUUUUACUUGUUACUUCAACAUGAUUCGUUUGCAAUCUAACGUAGAUACAAUUACGAUUUUCUCUGUGAAAACUCAUAGAGAGUUUAUCAUUACGUUUAAAAAUGUGUUUAACACACGUUGUCCCAUGAGAAGACUUCGCGCAUGUGUUCGCUAUCAAGAUUCUAAUUCAUUCGAAUUUGGUUAGAAAAUCGGGUAAAUGUCGAGGCAAAGAACAUCGUCGCACGAAGGUCAACUAAAGAUGUGAUGUGUGAUGAGUGAUAAGCAGACUGCACCUACUUUGCCGCCCCUUAACGGGGGUGGAGGAAACAAUGGGGGAAACAAUGGAGGUGCACCACAACAAACUGUUAGUUUACAGCAAGUUCUUGCCACUGCUCAAGGACUUAAUGUUCUUACUACUAGUGCUGGACAGCAGUUUGUUAUUACUUCACAGGUUCCUGGCCUUACACAGGUCAUACCAAGUAAUGCAACGACAAAUGCAAAUAUUCAACAAGUUGGUGUUACGAGAAUCGUUAAUAUCACUGGCACGCCCCCACGUGCAAGUCCUGUGGGAGUCGCGGGUGCAAGUAAUUCACCUCUUGCAUCUCCCUCCCGCCAGAAUUCGCCAAAAGUGGUUUUAGCAACAUCGCCGAAACUUGUUCGAACUUCUAUCGGGAGCAUGUUUGUCACACCAACAUCUCAAGCCUCUAUGCAAUCACCACCUGCGAAGAAAAGGCUGAAAUUAACCGAUUCCACUGAAAAACCGACUGCUUGUGCUGACGAUACGAUGAGCUAUAGAAGAAGAAUUAUGGAACAUAAAUUGAAAAGAAUGCGUGUAAUAAGAGAGAAAUAUGCUGAAAAUGCAUCAGAGUUAUUCUUUCUUCAUGCUGGAGGCAAUAUGAUGGAUUUUCAAACUUGGAGGAAGAGACCACCAACGCCUCAAUAUCUGCAUUUUUUACGUCAACAUAGAUUAGAUCCGGAAGAUGAUGAUGAGGAUUUAACAGUGCCACUGCCAGUGAUAUCAGAAAUUCCACUAAUACCUACUGUAACAACAACUGUUUCCACAAUAGUUCCUGUGAGUCAGUGUACAGAAGUAAAAAUCUCGGGUAUGAACGUUACACCAGUUGCAGUAUCCACAACAUUGCCUGCUGCAGUAGCUCAACUUAAUCAACAAGGACACGUACCAGGUAGGCCUCAAGGGGGCCGCCAUGGCAUGGUAUUUGCCUUCAGAGCAGCAAUUCAAUCUUCACCAGUCACCGUUCACCCUCCACCUACUUCUACUCUAGCACCUGCGCUCAUUAUAGGUAGUGCACCAAUAGUUCCAGGUUCGCCAAAGCCUAUAACAACAAUAGCAGCAAGUAGUGUAGCAGAUAAAGUUUCUUCAAUAGCUACGACUGUUACGACAACAACAACAACAACAGCAACUACUACUACUACUACUGUAACAAUUAUUCCUACUGCCCCUCUAACUGCAACUACUACCACUACUACAGCAAAACCAUUAGCUUCGCCUACCACUACUCCUGCUCAGCCUGUUAUAAAACUUGUUAAGUUACCUGCCUCUAAUGCGGCUAUAUCAUGUGAUAUCACGAAUAACCAAGAACAAAUUGUAGAAAAGGCAAAACAGGAAGCAUAUGUUAUGCAGAGGAUUGCCGAGUUGCAACGCGAAGGAUUAUGGUCGGAAAGAAGAUUACCUAAAGUACAGGAACCACCUCGUACAAAGGCUCAUUGGGAUUAUUUAUUAGAGGAGAUGGUUUGGUUAGCCGCCGACUUUGCUCAAGAACGAAAGUGGAAGAAAGCUGCCGCAAAAAAAUGUGCUCGCAUGGUACAGAAAUAUUUCCAAGAAAAAGCAAUUCAAGCACAAAAAGCUGAAAAAUCACAAGAAUUAAGGCUAAAGAAGAUUGCUAGUUUUAUUGCAAAAGAAAUUAAAACGUUUUGGACUAAUGUCGAAAAGUUGGUGGAAUAUAAGCAACAAACGAGGCUCGAAGAAAAAAGAAAACAGGCAUUAGAUCAACAUUUAAAUUUUAUUGUUGGGCAAACGGAGAAAUAUUCAACAUGGUUGACAGAAGGACUUAAUAAACCUGAUGGUUCUCAAAGUAUACCAGCCUCUAUCAACAGUUCACGAAUAUCUUCGCCGAUUCCUCCUAGCAAAUCUCAUUCUGACGAGGAUUUUCAACCAAACCAAAGUUCAGACGAUGAUGAAGAAACUAUAGCUAAAGCAGAAGAGGAAUUAAAGUCUGUAACAAAUCAUAAAGAAGAAGUUGAGUUGUUAAAGAAAGAAUCGGAAAUACCAUUAGAAGAUCUUUUGAAAGAUUUGCCACCCAACUACUUAGAAAAUAGGAGUAAAAGCUUAUCACCCGCGCCAAAAGAAACUGCAACAGAAGAAAAUGAAAAGACGACAGAUGGAGAUACAGAUUUUGUUGCGGCAUCGGACGAAUCCUCGGAUGAAGAAGAAACUAUCAUGGAACAAGAAAAAUUGGAAGAAAAUGCAGAUUAUAAACAAGAAUUGGAUGAUCUUAAAGCUGAAAAUGAAAUGUCUAUUGACGAUCUUAUGGCCAAAUAUGGCAAUAUUCCGGACGUUCCAAUGGAUGUUGAUCAGGAAGGUCCUGGUCAAGAGUCGGAUAAAGAAAGUGUGAAAGAAGACGGUCAAGAGAAUGACGAAGAAUCUACCAGUAAUGAAAGUGAAAGUGAAGAAAGUGAUAAUGAAAUCGGAGAAGAAGAGUCUCAAACGCAGAGCGAUAAUGAAGCCGGUGUUGGGCUGAAAUCUCUCCUAGAAGAUAUAUCUAUGGAGAAAUCUUCAGCUGACAAGACUGCAAACAUGGAUCACUCGGAAGCUCACAAUGAAAUGGAUAACGUAGCGGCACUGGCAGAGAGCAUUCAACCUAAGGGAAAUACAUUACUUACCACCAGUGUUGUUACGAAAAUACCAUUUCUAUUGAAACAUCUUCUCCGAGAAUAUCAACACAUAGGAUUGGAUUGGCUUGUUACAAUGUACGAAAGGAAAUUGAAUGGCAUUUUGGCCGAUGAAAUGGGUUUGGGUAAAACCAUUCAAACGAUUGCCUUGCUCGCACAUUUGGCGUGCGAGAAAGGUAAUUGGGGCCCACACCUUGUAAUAGUACCGACGUCUGUAAUGCUUAAUUGGGAAAUGGAAUGUAAAAAAUGGUGCCCUGGUUUUAAGAUUUUGACUUAUUAUGGAACACAAAAAGAAAGAAAACAAAAAAGGACAGGUUGGACAAAACCUAAUGCUUUUCACAUAUGUAUAACAUCGUAUAAAUUAGUUAUACAGGAUCAUCAAAGUUUUAGAAGAAAAAAGUGGAAAUAUCUAAUAUUGGAUGAAGCUCAAAAUAUUAAAAAUUUUAAAUCCCAGAGAUGGCAAUUAUUACUGAAUUUUCAAACCCAGAGGCGAUUAUUGCUUACUGGUACACCUCUCCAGAAUAAUUUGAUGGAGCUCUGGUCUUUGAUGCAUUUUUUAAUGCCAAAUGUAUUUCAAUCGCAUAGAGAAUUUAAAGAAUGGUUUAGUAACCCCGUUACAGGAAUGAUAGAAGGAAACAGCGAAUACAAUGAAAAUAUUAUUCGUCGUCUGCAUAAGGUUUUACGGCCUUUUUUGUUACGAAGAUUGAAAACUGAAGUAGAAAAACAAUUGCCCAAAAAAUACGAGCACGUUAUAAUGUGCCGUUUGUCAAAACGACAACGAUAUCUGUACGAUGAUUUUAUGUCUAGAGCAAAAACAAAGGAGACUUUGGCUAGCGGUAAUUUACUGAGCGUCAUUAAUGUAUUAAUGCAAUUACGGAAAGUGUGUAAUCACCCGAACUUGUUUGAAGUGAGACCUACAGUGUCGCCAUUUCAAAUGGAAGCUAUUGAAUUUGUUACAGCCUCUUUAAUAUGGGGUGCUCUUGAUUACAAUCCAUUUAAGCAUAUCGAUUUAUGUAGUAUUAAUCUUUUACUAUGCGAUUUGGAGUUUACCUUUACUGCAUUUGCGGCACAUAGAGUAAGACGAUUGCAGACGCCGCGAAAGCUUAUAGAAGAAAUAGAUAGCCAGCCGGAUCCACCCCCCAGAUGCCCAUCUGGAAAAAUUAAAAUCAACGUUAGAUUGUCUAAUCAAGUUAAACCAUCAACUAUGCCUCAACAGACUCAAACAAAGUUAAAGAAUUUUGCUGGUAUAUUGCCUACCCCAAGAGUUGGAACAUCCCCCUUAAUAAAAACAAUAAAUAAUCAGACCACUACAGGACAAGGUAAUUGUGUCACUUUGAGAGUUGCAAGUGGUCAACAAUUACAAGGAUAUUCCGUACAAUUAGUACAACAUCAGGGUAGCGUCAAAGCCAUUCCUGUUGGAACACUAGCACAUAACCCACAAAGUACAACAGUGACACCAACUACAGCAGCAACGAAUGCACAGAGGAUUACAGUAGCAAAUGCAAAUAUCAGAGAUGGACUGCAACGACUAGCCACGCAGACAGUCACAGUUAAACAAGGUGAUUCCGUCCAAAGAAUAGCAGUGCCUAGUUUUGCACAGCUGGUUCAAACAUCUACUGGUAGACAUAUCAUUCUGACUUCGAAUCAGCAAAACACUAACACAGUUUCGUUUCCAGUAAUGACACCGAGUGGACAACGUUUAACGGUUUUAUCUAAAUCUUUGAUGGGCUUGUCUACCUCGGCAACUGCGGUAAAUAAAGUUGUAGGGGGAGUAGUGACAACGACAAGUGGAGCAAGUGGAAGACCUGUAAUGAGGGUGCCACCUUUGAACGUAACCGCUUCUCAAGUGCAGUCUUCUGCUGGCAAUGGACAAUCGCCACAACAACCGAUUCGUUGUGGUAUUGUUACCAGACAUGCACAAAAAGAAUCUGAAAAGGCACAAAUGAAAGAACGUCCGAAGUCCGAAUUUUAUUUGCCACAAUUGGAAGAAGAGCGGAGACAGAGAAGACAGGCCAAACUUCGUCUUAUUGCAAAAAUUAACGAAAGAAGAUGCGCGGCAUGUCCUCUGUAUGGCGAAGAUUUGUUUAUGGCAUUGCGAAUUGGGAAACCGUCUACGGCAUGUCGAUGGCAUAAUGGUUGGGUACAUUGUAGUACUGCUAAAGAGAAUGUGCGUACGCGAAGGCAAUUUUUUUCUCGUACAGAAGCGCUUGCGGAGGCGAUAAACAGUACAGAACAAAUCGUCGAAGAACUUAAAGAAGUGUUUGAAAGGUUUGUUGUUCAUGUUCCUGCUGUGUGUGCACCCACGCCGCGUUUUCAUGUUUCUCAUCCACCUCCCCAUAAAUUAUUUGGUCAACGACGUCUGCAAAUGGAAUUGCAACGUCAAAUAUCGCCGAAAUUUGCAUUGUUUCAUCCAGUAACUAGUGCAAUGAUGACUCAGUUCCCAGAUCCCAGAUUAAUACAGUACGACUGUGGGAAACUGCAAUCUUUGGAUCGACUUCUCAGGAAACUCAAAUCCGAGAAUCAUAGAGUUCUAAUUUUUACACAAAUGACAAGAAUGUUGGAUGUACUGGAAGCUUUUCUUAAUUUUCAUGGCCAUAUAUAUUUGCGUUUAGAUGGUACUACCAGGGUAGAUCAACGACAGGUUUUGAUGGAGAGAUUUAACGGGGACAAGCGGAUAUUUUGUUUCAUUUUAUCGACGAGAUCCGGAGGUGUGGGUGUAAAUCUUACAGGAGCCGAUACCGUUAUAUUUUAUGACAGUGAUUGGAAUCCUACAAUGGAUGCCCAAGCGCAAGAUAGGUGUCAUAGAAUAGGUCAAACACGGGAUGUACAUAUCUACAGAUUAGUAAGCGAAAAGACCGUGGAAGAAAAUAUUCUGAAGAAGGCCAAUCAAAAGCGACUGCUCGGUGAUUUAGCUAUCGAGGGUGGUAACUUCACGACUGCUUAUUUCAAGAGCUCCACGAUUCAAGAUCUUUUUAAUGUCGACCAAACUGAGAGUGAUGCAACAACACGAAUGGCGGAAGUAUUGGAGCAAAAUCGAGAUCGAGAGAAAUUCCUGCAGAAGGAUGGUCAAGGAUCGUCUCAAAGCGUAGAGGAUAAAGUGGCGAUGGGUGCACUUGAAAGUGCUCUCGCUGCUGCUGAAGAGGAUCUCGAUGUCCAAGCUGCGAAAACUGCUAAAGCGGAGGCUGUUGCCGAUUUGGCGGAAUUCGACGAGAAUAUACCUUUAGACGAAGCGGAUAAAGAUGACACGCAAGUUAGCAAGGCUGAGCUUGAAGUACAAAAUUUGGUAUCUCAGCUCACGCCUAUCGAACGUUACGCGAUGAAGUUUGUCGAGGAGUCGGAAGGUGCAUUCUCAGCGGCGCAGCUUGCUGCAGCGGAACGCGAGCUGGAGGAACAGAAGAAAGAGUGGGAACUCGAUCGGUUGCGAGCGUUACGCGAGGAGGAAGAGAGGCAAAUGCGGUUGGUCGACGACGAUGAGAAACCGUUGACGUUCGGACGCGAGGACGCGCAGAAUCAGGUUAAUAGUGCUAGUAAUUCUAAGAAAUUAGUCAGUAAGAGACUCCCGCCGAGUAGAAGGAGGAGGAGGUCGCGUAGGAAUAAUAGUAAAAGUGCUCAGGAGUCGGAUAGUGAAUCCGAGACUACCACAGAGUCAGAAUCAGAGUCUCAAGAAGAUGUUGUGGAAGACAGUCUCGACGAGGAAUCGAGUCACACCGAAAGUCAGAGUCAAGGCGGCGAAGACGAGGAGGAAGAAGAGGAGGAGGAAGAUGAGGAAGAGGAGGAGGAGGAGGAGGCGAACGAUCAAAAGAAUUCCGAGCGCGGGGGCUACCGGAAACGUAAAAAUCGUUCGAACAAAUCGUUCAGUCAGAACCAUUUUGAUCUCAACAGUCCAAGAACAAGAUCCAGGGGCAACGUGAAAAUAAAUCUGUGGACGUUGGACGUGAGUCCAAUUUUACCUGGUAUAAAACCCAAGUGUCGAGGCAGAGCCAGCAAUAUGCGGAAGCAACGGGAGCUCGAGAUGAGAAUGAAAGCGGGGGAAACUUUUGUUUUGCCUUUACCGCCCACCUCGAGUCCUAAGAAGUCGAGCAACGUGAAUACGUCGGCUAAGACGGACGAAGAAACCACGUCUGCCAUCAAAGGCUCGAUCGAGAACGUUGAGAAUUGUAAAGUGGUCGCGAAUCAUUGCGGCGUGACAGUGUCUUCGUCGAAAGGAAAACUUCGGAAGAGCACGGAGACAAAAGACGAUUUUAAUUCUGUUAUCCGUUUAGAUUGUUUAGACUCGGAAGCGUGUUUUCGAUCGGAUGAUUCUGCGUCCAGUUCGUCGGAGCAACGUAAAACAUCGGAGUCCAGUGAAACGGAUAUGAAUAUCGAUAGUGUACCAUUACGGGAUCGAAUAGACGUACCUUCGGUAUGUAUCGCGCGGUCUCUGCAGAAUCCAACAGUGCACUGUAACGAUCUAGAAAACGAUGCACCUCGUAGUAGCGAAAAUACUGAAAAUCUUGACGUCAGUUUUGUUUCGCAGAACCGUGGGUCUUGUUCGCCCGCGGCAGAGACGGGCACUUUAAAAAUGAUCUCCGACUCAGAACUAACGGAAGAGAUCAACGUAUCGGAAGAUUUGUUGACAACUUCCUUGAAGAGCGAAAAAAUUGUUCAACACACGGAGGAAUUUAAAAGAAAAUCAAAUGAUAUCGAUCAUUUAAAUACGACUUUCGAGAAGAAUAAGUGUUUAAAAGAGGAACGAUCGGAGGAUAAAACCGUGGAAAAGAAUGUCGGCGAUGAUGAAAGUAGCGCGAUCAGCCAUUCGGAAACGAGCAGCUCUGUCGAGACGAAUGCGAACGCGAACGCGAACGCGAACGUAAAACAGCUGACGAGUAAGGAGCAUUCGGACGAUAGUGUCGUGAAUUCACGCGCAAAGAACGAGGCCGCUAACGGAAACGUAUGUAUCUCUGUGAUAGAAACAAGCUCUAGUCAGGAGGUCGGUAGCGAAGACAACAAAUGCGAGAAAUCGGUCGAGGACGAACGAAAAGUUCGAUCGGUCUCGUCCACGCGUAGUAACGACAAUAAAUCUCCACCUCCUUCCGCGGAUUGUUACGAUUCUUGCGACUCUGCCGACUCUGAUCUUAACGUAGAGGAUAAAAUCAAAUUUCGAAAACCGGACACAGGAUUGUACGGAGUGACCACGAGAAGCGGUAGAAUAAUCGCUGCAGACAAUUCUGAAGGCAAAGACACGGAUACGCAGGUAUCGUUGAGCGAAAGAAAGCAUCAUCAAGGAAGCGAAGUUCCAAGUUUGAGUAGCGCGCGAAAAGAAUUGAGUAAGGUGUCGGCGAUAAAGAGACCGGAUACACCAAGGCCUAGCAUGGAACAAGGUAGAAUCACGAGGUCGAGUGCGGGUCGUUCUUUCACGCCUCCACCGAGCAACAGCCCCGCGAAAUCUUGUUACAGAAAACGACCCGACACUCCUUUCCCGGAAUGUUUUAAGUCCUCUCCGCGGCCAGUGACGAGAUCAUCGGCCACGCCCGUGAAUUCGCCGGUACGAAACGAGGAACAGAGCGCCGUGUCGUCGUACGAAAAACCUACCACUCGCAGUUCCAAGUCCUUGGACAACGGUUUCGUGAAUCCUGCCCUCCCGUUUCGUAGAAGUAGCUCGAUACCACCGAUGAAACCGGUAUUUGAUGCGAAAGACCCUGGCAGCCUUACCGUGACCAGGUCGAAAAGGGUCAGCGAGUCUUCGAGCGUGAACGUAAGCGCUACGAAAAGACGACCGGACACGCCAGUUCCUACUUUUGAACAGAUGUCAAGAGUCACUCGAUCUGGUUUGAGUUUCACGGUGAAUUCGGGGAAAUCGGGCUCGAAUCACGUGACCCCGAUCAGGGGCGUGAAACAAACUCGGAAAUCGGACUCGUCUUGCGACUCGAAGACACAGGAAUCGUCCCUCUCGACCACGAACACGGAUUCGAACGGAAACGCUGUCGCUUCGGAGGAGAUCACGAAACCGGACAAUUCGAGUUUCGUUGAAACGAACGAGAAGCCACAGCGGACCGCCAAGGUGGUCGCGAUUCUUACUCUGGAUACCAGAAACAAUCUCGCGAAAGCAUCCGGUUCCGUUUACGGGAAGUCUUCGAACUGCAACGACGCGAAAAACGCCAAGAAGAGCAGCGGCACCGACUCUAAUUCCACCGCGCCCGACUCCCCGGGAAAGAAUUGUUUGCUGCGGAUUUCGGACGUGACUUCCAAUUGUAAAUUAGACGGAUGGUGCGGUUCCGGAGUGGACGCUGGCUCCAGGGAUCAUCGUGUGGCCACCGGCGUACUCUCGAACGUGGAAAGUACUUACACGAAUUCCGGAAAAACGGGAAAAGCCUCGACGGCGAUGAACAAAAGCGCGUCGUCGUUGAACUCGAAACUUAAAACGGACAAAGUUCCGUUGCCUGUACAGUCGACGGUGAUAGCGUUGGUCGAUCUGGACAACGAUCCUAAUUACGACUCGUCCGACGGGUCGAAGAGGUUAAGAAGAAAAAUUAAACGUACGCGAUUAACGCAGGCGCAAGUAGUCGACACGUUGGACGACGAAGAGGAACAGAUACCGCCGUCGAAGAGGUCUGUUCGUUCUCAGUUACCGCCUCCUCCUCCCCCUCCUUCUUCGCAGACGGCUCAAUUGGAAAAGAUAAGUAGCGGCACCGUGUCUUGAGUCUCGCUGAAACUAUCGCUGCGAUAUUUAGCGGCGCGUUUGUAUAAAUAUUCCUCGACGGGAUUCGAGCACGCGCGAACGCCAUUUCGGACCGUGGGUUCGGAAACGGCGCGCGCGUGUAACCCGAGUUAUCAAAUUCUUUUUUCUUUUCUUUGUUUUUCACGUAAUCCUCUUGUAUAUAUACGCAUAACCGAAGAAAGGAAAAGAUGAAAAAGUGAGAAAUUCUCUUUCGUUGUACCAAGUACACGCGUGUAAUAUUUUUAGCAUUGUAAAUUUUGUGCUCUUCUGUAAAGGUUUCCCCCGUGAACGCCUUUAAGCGACAUUGUAAUUUAUACUUGGUAAUAAGAGAAAGAAAAGAAGAAGCAAAACACAUCCACGACUGUAUAAUAUUAGAGAUAAUAACGAGAAUUCACAAACACGUAAACACACACGCAUACAAAACAACACGUACACGUACACGUACGCAUUAUAACUUAGUUCGUUAGCGACGUCGCAAAGAUUAAUCGCGAUUCGCGAUCGUUUUUGCGACGAUCGAUCGUAUAAAAGAAAAAAGAAAAUGGAAUAAUAGACAGUCGAGAUCGGAGGUAACAGGAAACGGUAAACAAAACAAAAAAAAAAAGAAGUAAUACCGUGAAUGCGCCGUACUUUGCUCUCGUGUAACGCUUUGUACAUUACAUAACUCGCAAGGUGACGACCUGAUUACAUGCUAGACUUAAGGAGUUACUCGUUUAAUGGUAUGCCCCACUGUAAUAUUUAAGUUGCGUGCCUGUAUUUUGUAUGAUCGAGUGAGUCCGAGGAAGGAAAUAAACAAAAUAUUCCUUGCUACGAAGACGAUGUGUUUUCUUAUUUCUUGGUACGUUUCCAAGUCUGUUCGAUCAAAGGUUCAGUUCCGUUUUGGUGUCAAAUUUUGCUCAGUGUGCUUGGUUAUAUAUACACAUACGUCGAGAUCAUCGAACGAAAGACGAUCUUGCGUUCUCGCGAUGUUUGGUGUGGCAAGGCUAACAUGACCGCACAUUAAAUAGAAAAGAAAUACAGAUUUUUUGCAACUCAGAUGAUAUAUAGCAUGCAGUAGAAAGCUCCAAUAAUUAUUUCGAAAAUGGCACCAAAACACUGCCUUUGCCAUUCCAAACUUGGAGUCAGCCAAGGUAUAAGCAGGCACAUUAAUGAGCGUCUUGCACAACAUUCGAGAUCAAAGUGACUUGAAGGAAUUUACGCGAGAUCGAAGUAAACGAGAUGUUUAAAGAAAGACGAAUGAGCCUUUGAACGAGCAAAGUGUUAUGUACACUUCCUAUUCAUUUCCUAGAUAUUCCAAGAUCGUUUAUUUGUUCGGUUUACGUUGCAUUCUUGUGACUUUACUUUUAACCAAAGUAUUACGAAGAUACGCGUUAAGACGAAGAGGAAACCAGUUUCGUUCAAAGUUCUUCGAAUAUUUGCAUAAUUCAAAAUUAAAUACAGUGUGCACCACGCUCAUGCUUUGCAAACUUUCUUUUAAGUCUUCUCGAAGCAGAUUUUUUA